Chrysemys picta bellii (western painted turtle) is the source of this 1867-nucleotide messenger RNA. NCBI's taxonomy places the organism in Eukaryota, Metazoa, Chordata, Testudines, Emydidae. The record is from RefSeq and is a predicted model, not a curated record.
GUCUCUCCCCCCCGGGGGCGGCGGGGUCUCAGGCCGGGACUCCAUGUCCCAGGCGCUCCCUGCGCUGCUCUCCCGCCCCCCUUGGAUGGGGGAGGGGCCCCUUGUGCCCAAACUGCGCUGCCCCCCCGCGGCCCGGCCCCUCCCCCCGGGGCUGCAGCCGAGAGACCUUCCCGGCGCCGCCGAGUCAAGGGCGGACGCCGCGAUCCAGCCCCGGCCCCGGCCCCGGAGCGCCCCAUGGAGCCCCUCCAGCAGUGGGGUGAAGAGGUGGAAGACGGGGCCAUCUACAGCGUCACCCUACAGCGGGUGAGGGCGGAGCCUGCACCCAACGGGGGACCCUGCCCGCUGGUACGGGGGGCUUUGCCAGGGGCCGGCUGUGAAUCCCCUGGGGCUGGUCCACUGGCGUUGGAGGGCGAGGGGGGGCCAGAGGGCUGCGGGGAGCCCCCCGAUCUCCUGUCGUUCAGUGCGGAGGAGGUGGCCGAGCAGCUGACACUAAUGGACAUAGAGCUGUUCACGCAGGUGCGGCCCUUCCACUGCCUGGGCUGCGUGUGGUCGCAGAGGGACCGCAAGGUGGGCGAGGGGGCAGCGCCCAGCGUCCGCGCCACUGUGGCCCAGUUCAACGCCGUCACUGGCUGCGUCAUCGCCUCGGUGCUGGGUGAUGUGCAGCUCCGUGCGCAGCAGAGAGCCCGGCUGCUAGAGAAGUGGGUCGCCAUUGCCCAGCACUGCUACGUUCUGCGUAACUUCUCCUCCCUGCGAGCUGUGAUCUCCGCCCUGCAGUCCAGCCCUGUGCACCGGCUCAAGAGGACCUGGGCUGCCGUGAGCCGGGACACCAUGGGCGUCUUCUGGAAGCUCUCGCAGAUCUUCUCCGACGACAAGAACCAUCUGAGCUGCCGGGAAAUCCUGCUGCAGGGCGACGCUGCCCAGAGCGUCCCCGAGGGAGCCCCCAGCCCCCGUGUCGCCCGCAAAGCGACUCCGAAACUGAAUCCCCCGGAGAAGCCAGUGGCGCCGCCCCCGGGCACUGUACCGUACCUUGGCACCUUCUUGACGGAUCUGGUGAUGCUGGACACGGCGUUGCCGGAUUUCCUGGAGGGUGGGCUCAUCAACUUUGAAAAGAGGCGGAAGGUGAGUGGGGCGGGGGGCUGCUACCGGGUCUCCCGGCUCAUCGAGCCCCCGGCCGACUCCUGCCCCAACUCACCCCGCGUCAAACGCAGCCUCAGCAAACGCUUCAGCUCGCUCCUGCUGGGGGCCGAGGCCCUGCCUCCCCGUCUGCCCUCCGCAAAGGGCAGCAUCUCGCCCUCGGGCACCAGCAGCAGCUGCGAAGCCGAUGAGGGGCCCAGUUCCCCCUGCUCCCCGGAGAUGGGGGGGUCCCUCGGCAAGAGCCUGCUGGAGCUGCCGUUCAGCACCUGCCCCGCCGAGGAGCCGCCCUCCCCCGUCGCCCGCUGCCCCUGCUCGCCCCUCUACAACCAGCAGGGGGCGGACUCGUGCAUCGUGCGGGUCAGCAUGGACAACGCCCACGGCAACCUCUACAAGAGCAUCCUGUUGACCAGCCAGGACAAGACCCCAGCCGUGGUGCUGCGCGCCCUCCAGAAACACAGCCUGGAAGGGACCCCGCCUGGAGACUUCCAGCUCCUGCAGCUGCUGGGGGGCGGCAGAGAGCUGCUGAUCCCCGACGGGGCCAACGCCUUCUACGCCAUGAAUCCAGCCGCCAACUUCGACUUCGUCCUGCGCCGGAAGGGCCCCCCCAGCCCCCGCCUCCCCCGACCCACCCCUGCCCACAAAGUCCCCACUCCCCUCCCCCCCAGCCCAGCCCUAACCACGGAGCCCCCACUCCCCUCCCCCCAGGGCCUUGCAGCUCGGCCACCCCCCCCAC